AUGUUGGGGAUUGCAUGCGCGUUGGAGAACACGAUCAAGAUAGCGGACACAGACGAGGCCAUCAACCACAUCUAUGUCUUCACUGACAACAUCGCCGCGGGGGAUGCUAUCCGAUUCCUAGAGUCAAACAACACCCACCGAAUCACGCUGGAAUGGACUCCAGGACACAAGGGGACACGAGGAAAUGAGAGGGCUGACGAACUGGCCAAGGAGGGCACGGAGCUGGACCCGGAAACAGACACACCAACAUUUGCAGCCAUGCACUGCAUAGCAAAGGAGAACACCCUCAACGCAUGGAAAGGCAUCUGGCACGCGAAACUCAACAGAGAAGACAGUCGCUUCCACGCAGCCAACCGAUUCCUGCCCGCCCUCAAACCUCGACACCACUUCAUCGAAAACGACCGCAAGAUUUACGGGCAAAUGCUGCAGGCGCGCAUGGGAUACUGUUUUGCCGUUCCAGAAACAGUCGGACUGGGUGCCAUUGACAACAAAAUAUUCAUUGCUGUUGCCAUUGUUGUUGUCACCUUCUCUGUUACCCUCACUGUUGCCUCCACCUUUACCAUUGCCCUCACUGCCCUCCACAUUCAAGAAGAAUGA
Molecule: messenger RNA, 597 nt
Organism: Coniophora puteana RWD-64-598 SS2
Lineage: Eukaryota; Fungi; Basidiomycota; Agaricomycetes; Boletales; Coniophoraceae
Exons: 4
Coding region: 1-597 (198 amino acids)
Molecular function (GO): RNA-DNA hybrid ribonuclease activity; nucleic acid binding
Source: RefSeq, a predicted model, not a curated record